Messenger RNA from Bactrocera dorsalis (oriental fruit fly), 5082 nucleotides. It is a transcript of the gene Skeletor, whose product is annotated as protein Skeletor, isoforms B/C. The transcript is spliced from 10 exons. The record is from RefSeq and is a predicted model, not a curated record. The coding region runs from base 362 to 4738 and encodes 1458 amino acids. Lineage: Eukaryota; Metazoa; Arthropoda; Insecta; Diptera; Tephritidae.
GAUGUUUAUUACGGUUUGACUGUGAGUAGCAAUCGGACGUGUUUAAAAGAGCAGUGCGGGAACUUGUUCGCUUUGCUUCAGCGGAAUUUUAUCCAUUUAUAGACAAAAACUUAUUUCAUACAUACAUAUACUACAUACAAAAAAAUAUAUAUUUUACUUGUUUCUUCGCUGUUGUGGUGAGCAUCGAUUGCGUCCGUGCUUUAAGUUAAACUGGUAAAAAGUUGUUUGAAUAACAAGAAAUUUGCAAAUUAGAGAAUCAGAGCCGAAUCUUCCUUUUAAUACUUUCAUAACAAUCCAGGUUUCAGAUAUACACAUUUCAAACAAUCUUAAUUGAUAAAAAACUGCGAAUGUACAUCAAUUAAUGUAUCAUAAUUCAAACGGUCGCAUUACCUCAAAACAUCAUUUCACCAACUAUAAUAUGGCUCCGCUCAUGCAGAUUCUCCUGAAAGCUUUGAUUGGAUUAAUAUGCGUUAGAAUUAACAUCCUAGUCAGUGCUUCCUUUCCCUAUUAUGGUACAAAAAUAGGUGCUUUAACACGACUACACCACGGCGUUUCGGGGGACGUGUAUGCCGUUGAUUCUCGUACAUUAUUUAUCAAAAACUUUAAUUAUGAUGGCGAGGCGCCAGCGGCGUACUUCUAUGUGGGAAGCACAGCGAAACCUAGCAACGACGGAGCACAACGCCUAAGAGAUGAACGAGGAGGAGUUACUGCCCUUAAUCGACGUUAUCGGAACAAAGAUAUAACAUUACCGCUACCCGAUGGAAAAACAUUACGUGACUUUAAAUGGUUUUCGGUUUGGUGUGAUGAGUUCGCCGUAAAUUUUGGUCACGUUUCUAUUCCAGGUGAUUUGGAUUUUCCUCGACCUCAAAAAAUUGCAUCUUUGAAGGGCGUACAUGCUGUGUCUUCAGAUAAUAUUGUAAUUGUGGAUGCGCAAACCCUUUUAAUACCAAACUUUAGCUACGAUGGUGAAGCACCAGAUGCCAAAUUCUGGGUCGGUCGUGGACACCGACCCAGUCCUCAAGGUCUCCGCAUACCUGAUGAGAAUGGGAAAGAAAUUCCACUACGGCGCUAUGAUCGCAAAACUAUUGUGCUCACUUUACCCGAUGACUUAACAAUAUUUGACAUAGGACACUUUGGGGUUUGGUGUGAAGCUUUCACAGUCGACUUUGGCCAUGUUCGCAUACCGGAGGGAUUAAACGUGCCACCAUCAUUAAAAAUGCUUGGUAUUAGCCCGCAGUCGAGAUUAAAUUGUGAAGUUCUAUAUGAUGAUUUAGCAUUUGAAGUGAGAUGGGCCGUUGCGGGCGAUAGUAUUGUCAUACAACUUAUUGCGAAAUUAGACGAUAACGAAUACAUGUCCUUUGGUGUUUCUAAAAAUCACGAGGAAAGCAAAAUGAUUGGCUCUGAUGUUGUAGUUGCUUGGGUUGAAAAAGAUACUGGUAAAGGUUUUGCAGUGGAUUAUUACUUGAGCGAUAAAUCGCAAUGUUCUGGUGGACUUGGUGUAUGUCCUAAAGUUAAUAUCGAGAACGGUACAAACACAAUACGUUUACUAAAUGCUGCAUGGGUAAAUGGAUAUUCCAUCGUCACCUAUCAACGAUCUCUGCAAUCCAAUAACACAUUAGAUGUACCGAUUCUAGUAAAUUUGUCUCAAGCAAUCGUUUGGGGAAUAGGUCCACUUAAUGAACGUAAUGAAGCCUCAUACCACACAUAUUUUACACGAUAUUCCACUCGAAUUGAUUUUGGCCGACAGCCCAUUUGGAAUUGUCCUUCACCUGAAGGCUCGAAAACAGGUGGUGAAAGUGAAGAGGAUAGUUAUGAUGAUAAUCAACAAAGUAAUCUUCAGAGUUACUCAGCUCAUAGAAUAACUUUAAGUUCAAAUAAUACACAGUCUGAAGAGUUUUACGAUAAUCGUCCACAAGCAUUACAAAGCCCAAGCAGACGCCAAGAGACGCGACCUUUACAACAAGCACGUCCUCAUCAACAGCCCAUUCCAACGCCAAAGCCUACUAGCACCAAUGGAGCCUGGGAUAUUCCUGCUAUACAAUGCUAUGAGCCCGAAGAUGGGGUAUUUUAUGCACAGAUGGGUCCCACAGGAGGGAAACAUGGUUACUCUGCAAUAACAGGACAUGUUGGUUGGGGUAUAUCUUGGUAUAUAAAUGGAUUACUUAUACCAGAAAUUAAUGUUGUGCGUGGAAAAACGUAUACAUUUGUGGUAGAAGGUGGUAUUGAUGCCGAUAUACCUGCAAAAUACCAUCCAUUUUACAUUACCGAUGACUCUGUAGGUGGCUACGAACAUAAAAGAGAGGAAGACAAAAAGUCCGUUCGCAUAUUUGCUGGUGUACAUCGAUCUCGUUCUGGUCAAGUGUCACCGACUGGAGUUGGUCGGCUUUGCAAUUGGACUCCGGAUGUUGAUGGCCCACCUGCAGAUGAUUAUCAAUCGUUCGGUGCUUAUCAACGUACUCUUACUUUAAAAUGUGAUAUAGGUGAACCCGGUGUCAUAACAUGGACUCCCGAUCGAAAUACCCCAGAUACCGUUUAUUAUCAGUGUUUUACACAUCGUUACUUGGGUUGGAAAAUUCACGUUCACGAUACUUGCGAUGAUUCAGAGUUUUCUGCAUCAGCUUCGGAGAAGCACGAAGAGCUCGCGCCGCAUUUUAAUCCUGCUGAUGCUGAUGCCGAAGCAUCGAUUCGUCAUGAAACCAAGGUCAGCCCCAACGACAAUUUUUUAUUGAAGCACCAAACAAAUUUGCUUAAAAACCAUAAUAUGAAUGGAACUCCGCCAAAAUUAUCUUUUGAAAUAACGAAAUCAUCAGAGAUUACUAAACUGAUUUCAGAUGGAAUCCGAGCUGCUGAAGCUCUCGAGCAGAGCAUAAUAAAGAACACAAACAUCAACAACGCAAAUAUCAGUAUGAGCACCAUUCCGAAAAUAAAAUAUGAUAAUCCGAUGGAAAUUUCACAUACGCAAUUUCAGCAGCAAUCUAAUAUGAAACCAGUGACAAGCAUUAAGAAAAACGCUGUAGAAACAAUUUCCCUUGCUGAAACACCGCAAGAAACUUUACAAUUGGGACCACUUAUUUCUACAGCAGUGCCGGAAAUUUUACAUGGCGAAAAUUAUGUCAACUUGAAUGAAAAAAAUCCACAAAUAUUUUCAAAAGCGAGUUCUAAAAAAACACUAUCAUCCACAUCAUCAAUUCCUCUAAAUCUUUUGCAUCAUCAUUCACAACAUACAAAAUCUCACAAUCAUUUAUAUAACCUUACUAAUAUUCCAGCACAAAAACCCAUAGGUCUAUCUGAGUUUCUUCGACCACCUCAGAACGCUGAACUCUUACAUGCCGUCAAAUUACCAGGACGACGUCCACUACUCAGACCCCUCAAGAAGUUGCCAUCGGCUAAACCUUUACUACCAUAUUUGCCUCAACGUGCGCCACAAAUUUCCAUACAACCUGUGCCACAACCAUCCGUUAUAGUUAGCCAUUACCGUAAGACAUUUCCCGGACUUUUAAAAACAUUUCUAAAUGAAAAACUAUUUCCGAUUCAAUCUGUAGCUGCUUCCGUAUUAUUGCUUGGUGAACCAACGACUUUGAAUGAACAUCGGAAAAAUGAAGCGCCAUUGGUACAUACAAAAUUAAGCUCCAGUAUACCUGUACCAUACAAUGAUACUGUACCACAAGAAUCAAAUACGACUAUUAUUUUUGUUAACAAUGAAAGUCAUACAAAUUCAAAAAAACAUGAUAAACCCAAGUCAACAAAGAUUAAGAAUGGAUUUAAGCCCGAUUCAGUAGUAAUAGAAAGUGGUUUUCGACCAAUUAUACGUACAGAUGGUCGCCCUCAACAUCUCAUCAUAAAUCAAAUAGCUCAUCGUCGCGAAGAUCCGGGAUUGGAAAUUGACGAAGUAAUGGAGACGGACACACUCUUCCUUACAGCGCAAAAAGUUACACAAACACAAAAUUUUGAACCAAUGUUUAUUCCAUCACCUCUCGAUAGCACCAAUGUAACUAAUAUGAUACAUAAUGUUGUUUUAUCUUCGCCAAGUUCGAAUCUAAAUGAGCUUAGCUUAAAUAUAUCAGAAAAUUUCCCUAAUAGUGCUAAAUUCCACAAUUUGACAAUAGAGGAUAAUUUAUCAGAAAUGGAGGAUGAGCGUAGCGAAGCCACUGGCAAUUUUGAUGGUGCAGUGACAAAAACAUCCAUGAAAAAUGAUAAACCAGACGAAGAUUCAUUGAUUGAGCCGGGAAACCAGAGUUUGUUUAUCGAAGAUAUAAUGUCCGAAAUGGAACAAAUCGAUGAUGAGAACGACCGAGAAGCUCAAGCUGCAGAGCGCAUAGACACAUAUUAUCUUCCACCAGAUAAUCGUAAGAUUCCACAUUCCAGUUUACCAAGCGGCGCUGUUGUUACAUUUGACGGGAAAUCCAUAGUAGAUGGUAAUUUAGUGUUGCCACCCAAAUUGGAAACUUUUGAAAGCACAAAUCCGAGGCGACAAGCACACGGUCUCUCCCAAAUUGAGCAGCUCAUCAGAAGUACACCUCAAGUUCAGCCGUUCCGAGGAGAGAUACCACAACCAGUUGUCGAGUUUUUAUCGAAUGAACGCUCACGAAAUCGGGUCACCGGUUCAGGUGGUGGGGGAAUGGUAGGUGCAAUAGGUUUUGAGAACCCUGGUCCAUAUUUACCUUUGACUUCGCUUUCACCACCACGAGUUCAUUCAACUAAAUUACAAUUAUUGCACUCAUCCACUUAUAGACAAUAGCGUAAAUUAAAUGGAAAUGCUACACAAAAACCACAUUGAAUUUAAAUGACUAGAAAAUUAUGUAUGCAAUUUAUAUUAGUACAAUACUAAUUAGUUAGUUAGUUAGUUAUUCAAAAAUACAUAUCUAGAGAGUAGCAUUAUACAGUCAACUGAAUUGAUCCCACGACAGUUGGGUCUAAGUAACAGGAACGGACCCGGAUUUUUUUUCGACCAAGGACUGUCAACUCUAGUGUUUUCUGCCGCUACAACAACAACAACAUAACUGUUCUAGAACUUAAAUCUCUUUUGUAUCCUAAAAAAUUAUAAAGCUAAAAUCAAUUACUAAAGUUGUGCUGUAAUUCUAA